Molecule: messenger RNA, 925 nt
Organism: Acaulospora morrowiae
Lineage: Eukaryota; Fungi; Glomeromycota; Glomeromycetes; Diversisporales; Acaulosporaceae
Source: the annotation of a GenBank genome assembly
UGAAAUAUUCCCCAUUAAUGAUAAAGAAAUCGAGCGAGAGCAUUUAAGGCAUUAUAUCGAGCGAGAGGUUUUUAAUGGAACAUUUUCUUCGCCUGUUCAAGACAUACUUGAAACUGGUUGGGCUAGAGUUCUUGACGUUAAUUGUGGUCCUGGAACCUGGCUUUUUGAACUAUCAUCAGAUUAUCCGGGCUGUAACUACUUUGGCACAAAUUCGUCUCACACCAUUUCUCUGCUAAACAAUGGGGGAAAACCAUUCGAUGUGGAAUUUGUUGAUGCUAAUCUGGUUAAAUAUGAUUUUAAAGUGUGUUCAGAUCGUGAAAAUUUGAAUGAACAAGAAUGUGGAUUACCAUUCCUGGACAACUCUUUUGAUUUUGUAUCAAUGAAAUAUUCUUCAAGGGAGUAUACAGUAUCAGAAUGGGAAAAUACCAUUAUAAAGGAGUUGAUUAGAGUUUUGAAGCCGGGAGGAUGGCUCGAGUUGACAGAUUUUGAAUUAACCAUGGAUGGAGGUGGACCUGUCUUAAAUAAAUUUCUCGAAACAAAGUUAAAGUUGUUAGAAUCGUUCCACUUAGAGACGGAUAUUAUUCACAAUCUUCCAAAAAUCAUGGAAGCUUCCGGGGAAUUCAUGAAUGUUCAAUUUGAAAUAAAAAAAUUUCCAUUAGGCAAAUCUUCCGGUAAAUUAGGCGAAUCAGGAAGCACAUUAUAUUAUGAAACGUAUAAGUCUAUUCUCUCGUACUUUGCAAAGCAUUUGGGAAUAAAAGAAAAAGAUAUUAAUGCAACUGUUGACAAAAUAAAGGAGGAGUUUGAUGAAUAUGAUGUUUAUAAGUCGGCGUAUCGAAUUUUUGGGCAGAAGCAGUUGGAACAAAGAAACGACGAGAUGAACGGAGAAAUAAACGCGAGAACAAGCGAUGAAACAGGCACGGAUUGA